Messenger RNA from Brachypodium distachyon (stiff brome), 3607 nucleotides. RefSeq lists its product as uncharacterized. The transcript has a single exon. Bases 1123 to 3348 code for a protein of 741 amino acids. Lineage: Eukaryota; Viridiplantae; Streptophyta; Magnoliopsida; Poales; Poaceae. The record is from RefSeq and is a predicted model, not a curated record.
CCUUCUGUCAUGGCAACAUAUCCAUCUACAAAUGCGCGCAUGAUUGGAAUGUGUUGAAAUGGAAGCAGCCAGCUAGACUGAGCUGUUCAUUGUAGCAUGGAAACUGAAAGAAAAUCAGCAGAGUUCGGCCUAACUGAAGAGUGCUUGCUCUUCUUGGAGAGGAGAGAUCGACGGUGCAGCAACCUUUGGUUGGUCACAGCAAUGGCAUGACCUGACUUUUUCAUGAUGAUAUUCACACGCGUCGUUUUAUGACCAAGUGUUCGUUAGGGCAUAACAGCAUAUAUAAGGAAAAAUAGUCGUUACACCGAAACUUGGCAGUAUGGCUUUCAUACUCCAUAUGGCAUUGCUUCUUUUGGAAGAGAUCACAGGAGAAAUGUAUGGCAAGUACAAGCAAGGACAAACAUAAUAGGAGAGGUACGGGUAGUGUACGGAUAGUACAUGGACAACGAACAUGCUACUGAAGUGCUCUAUCCUAUUUUGGGCAUACAAAUCCAAGUUCCUAAUGUAAAACUUAUUUUACAGCAUUUUGUUAAUAUAUGACGACUCCAACUGUAAACUCCAAACAGUGCGAGAAGGCAAAAACGAGAUCAUCAAAGCCGACUUUAACAUCAAGAACGAAAGGAAAAUCCAUCUCUAGUCGUGUCCUCUCCUAACCCUUUUUUUUACAGCUCUCCUAACCUUCUUAUUGUGCAUCAAAGUUUGAGAUUGCCUACCAGCAAAAAAAAAGUUUGAGAUUGCUGACCAGACGUAUGCCAGGCAGCGCGACCUCUGCUACCUUAAUAGCAACAUUUCUCUCUUGAAUCUUAAUAACAAUAAAAAAGGAAGAAGGAAAACCUUCAUCUACUAAUGCCGUUGCAAACAGACACUAAGCUUGCACAUGCACGCAAGAAAUCGUCGUCACGCAACAAUCAAUACCAAGCACGUUGUGAAAAUGUCCUCAAAUUCACGUACGCAGCUGCAUCUCGCACUGGACGCUACUUUUUUUUUUGCGCUGGCGCACAGGACGCUACUAGCUUAUAAAUACCCAGCGCACGCAGAGGAAGAACUCACACACCGCAAUCGAUCACUCGAUCAGUAAACACACGUAUACUGAAGAAAGAAAGGAAGGAAUCCGGCAAAAAUAUGGAUCGCCGCGCUAGCUUUGCUGCCCCGAGCAUCCGGGUGAAGAUCCCGGACCAGCUGCCGACGCUGUUCGAGCCGCAGAAGACCAUGGCGCACGGCCACAGCUCGCAGGCCGGCCACACCCCUGGCAGCGUCAUCCCUGCCGACGACGACGCGAACGCGUCCCCGGAGCGUCGUCUCACGGCGCUAGCGCUCCAGCUCGCCUUGCUCGAGAAGGCCGCGAGCCGGCUGGGCACGCUGGCCUUCAUCUGGGCCACGGUGGUGCUCCUGGGCGGGUUCGCUAUCACGCUGGGCCGGACCGACUUCUGGUGCAUCACGGGCCUCCUCCUCAUCGAGGGCACCCGCAUCCUGGGCCGCAGCCACGAGCUGGAGUGGCAGCACCAGUCCACCUGGCACCGCUCCCGCCGCGCCUCCGCCGUCGUCCGCCGCGCCUUCUACUGGACGCAGCUGCUGUCCGCCUCCGCCUGCGUCUCCCUCUCCCUCGUCCGCCUCCUCCACCAGCGGUACGGCGGCGCCGAGGAAGCCCGCACCAACCGCUACGCCGCGCUCAACAUCUUCUACGCGCUGGCCCUGGCCGAGGCGCUGCUGUUCCUCGUGGAGAAGGCGCUGUGGGAGUACAAGGUCGGCCACCGCCGGGUCCUCGACAGCGUCGCCCAGGACAGCCGCCUGGCUUCCGUCGCCGUGCGCCGCUUCUUCUACGACUCCUACUCCCGCUGCCUCAAUGGCAGCGUCUUCGAUGGGCUACACAUGGACCUCGUCUCCUACGCCGAUGAUCUCCUCACGGCCGGGUCACACGACGAGCAGAGCAUGGGGGCUGGGAUCCUCGUGGCGCUUGCCGAGUCUGACCGCUAUGCCGAUGCCACGCUCCGUAAGAUCGGCACUUCGGCGCCCACGAUCGAGCGGCUCAUUGAGAUGCUCAGCUGGAAGAGCGCGUCCGAGAGGGAGGUCCGGAGAUCGGCUGCGGUCGUCGUGUCGAUGCUCACGGGACGGAAGCUCAUCGCGCUCCGGGUGACCGGCAUCCCGGGGGCUAUCGAGUCCGUGGCGUCCUUGCUCUACGCCGAUCUUGACGAGCUCAAUCUCUUGGGACUCUCCAUCCUCAACAAGCUUGCGCAUGAUCAUGACAACUGCGACAGGAUCGGCAAGACCAGGGGACUCCUCGACAAGAUCAUCUCCUACUCCAGCAUCGACCACGGGCCCGCGACGACACCCAGGGACAUGAGGCUCAAGGCCGUGAAGCAGUCGCUGCGCGUGGUGAAGAGGCUGGCUGGAACCACGGGGAACACCGGGAAGCUGCUCCGGAGGGAGCUCACCGACAUCGUCUUCACUGUGAGCAACAUCAGGGAGGUGCUGCAGCGGCGCGACCUCAAGGUCCGGUCCGAGCUUCACCAGCUGGGGGUCGAGAUACUGACGAGCCUCGCCAUGGAGGAGGAGGCCAGGGAGAUCAUCGGCAGCACGGGCGGCGUCGUCAACGUGCUCGUCGCCAUGUUCUUGCCAUCAGAGUUCAGCAAUGGCGCCGACGGAGCUCGAGGUUGUCUGCAGGUGGACGCGGUCCGGGUGGAGGCCGGCGAGGCGCUGGCGAUGCUGGCGCUGGAGAGCAAGAGGAACUGCGGCGCCAUCAUAAUGGCCAUGGGCGGGGGCGUGGGGCGGCUCGUCGAGGCGCUGAACGACCCGGUCGCCAUCGUCGGCGCCGCGAGGAUCCUGCGCAACCUCUGCUCUUACUCCGGGGACGAAUGGCGGCUCCCGCUGAGAGAAGUCACGGCCGGCGCCACCAAGGUGCUCAAGACGAUCAUGGCGGAGAAAGGGAAGAUCCUCAACAUCUUCCUGGGCCUGGCGGCCCAGAUGCUCCGGUUCAUGGAGCCGUGUGAGCUGCGGGCGAGCCUGGCCACGGCGAGAGUGGCGGAAGGCGUGCUGGCAAGGACGCUGGUGCAGGUGCUGAGGGAGUACAGCAGGCCGUCCAUGGACGUGCCCCGGGUCCGCCGGUACGCCAUCGAGCUCGCCGUCGCCUUGAUGCGGUCGGACCCGGCGCGCUACGUGGCGCUGUUCGUCGAGUUUGGGCUGGAGGGCGAGCUGAGGCGCGUCGCGGGGACGACAUCGCAGCUCGAGUGCUUCAACGUCUUCUCCGGCAGCGUUGGGCUCAGCCGCCGCGCCAGCAGCGUCUGCUCGCUCGUCGCGUCCGCCUUGGAGCUCAUGAAGAAGCAGCAGAGCUCAAACAAAAACCUGAACUGAAACUGGAGGAGGCUGGCUCAAAAAAACUGAAACGACGUACUCCUACGUUUAUAUUUCUGGUUUUAUUACCCAGUACAAGUUCGUGUAAAACUCUAUGUACUCGUUGUUUACAUGGCGUGCUGUUUUAACGCAACAGCACGUACGUUUCUAGUACUGUAUUAUGCAAUCAUAUAGCAAAUCAAUAAAGUCGAGCAAGUACGAAGUUUGUAUUAUGUCGAAAGAAGAACGGCUCUAUGAACUUAAAACUCAGAACCCAUCC